This is a messenger RNA of Aplysia californica (California sea hare), 7148 nucleotides long. RefSeq names its product phospholipid-transporting ATPase ID. Gene Ontology annotation, biological process: phospholipid translocation; Golgi organization. NCBI's taxonomy places the organism in Eukaryota, Metazoa, Mollusca, Gastropoda, Aplysiida, Aplysiidae. Gene Ontology annotation, molecular function: ATP binding; ATP hydrolysis activity; magnesium ion binding. The record is from RefSeq and is a predicted model, not a curated record. Gene Ontology annotation, cellular component: plasma membrane.
GUGUUUGCGCCCGAAUGUCGCUCCCUCCCCCUCUCCCGCGCAUUGGGUGUUGUGUGUGCGUGUGUGUGCGUUCCUCCAAUAUCCUGCUUCCUCUUCACCUGCCGAGUCGAGUACGAUAUAAUCCAACAAUUUCCUCUUCGGUAGUUGUGUGUGUGUGCGUGUGGAGUCGGUACACUAGACUACCACCAACCAGCCCGCUGCAGCUCGUUGCUUCAGUUCUCACUAGUUCUCAGUCGGUGGUUGAGCGUGACUGGCUGGGACAGUUUAUUUCGUUGGUUCAUUGUAUGAAGAGCGCAAAGCGGAUAACAUUAGACUAAGAACGACUACUUGCAUUCAUGGUACUUUGUUGUUGUAGUGGCAGUGGUCGUGUGGGAGUUGGCAUUUCUCUGUUAAAAUCUAGCCUACUUGAGCCUUAGGCUAGUGCUGGCUCGUGGAUAAUAGUGGUGCUGUGCUUUCUGUGUUCAAAGAAGUCGUCCAGUGCACGUGUUCCACGCGCGCGACUCCGUGUUGACUUUGUUGAUUGGUUGAUGUACAGGCUCAGAAAGGGACGUAAUUCUCUUCCUUGAACGGCACAGAGAAGUCGAAGUCUUUUAUUAACCAGCUAAAAUACGUGUAUCGAGUGACACCCGUUACACGGAAGUAAAACUUGUCACCGUCUUUGUAUUGAUUUGGAGAUUUUUUUCGCCAAGGAAGUUGUGUUCCACAAAUAGUUAAACAAGGAUUGAUUUCAAGGAAGGAUAUAAUUUCGAAAGGCUAUCUGCGGGAGGAAUAAAGGAAGAACUUCAGCUGUACUGUUGGCCAUGCGUUGCUGGGAAGUGAGGCAGUUGACUUUGUCCCAGACAGCAUGACGAUCGUGCCCUCCGAUCUACAGCAUGGGACGCGGGCGGACGUGCGCAGGAGACUACCACAUUCCGUUUAUGAACAAGGCCAGAGUUGAAAUUGAACGGAACAUCAAGGUGAACAAUGCAGAGUACAACGCACAAUUCGAGUAUGCGCUGAUCCCGGCCGUGUCCUCCCUGGAGCCCGUGGCCACUAUCAUUCCGCUGGUGUUUGUGCUCAGCAUAUCGGCCAUAAAGGAGGCCAUUGACGACUUCCAACGUCAUCGUAGCGAUGACCAGGUUAACAACCGUAGGACAUACGUCCUUCGCAAUGAAGAGAUUGUGGAGGAGAGGUGGCACAAGGUCAAGGUCGGGGACAUCAUCUUGCUCAAGAACAACGACUACAUUUCUGGAGACCAAUUUAAAAGUCCGUCAAGCCUUAGAAGAAACUGCUGAAAUGGGAGAAGAUCUCCACAAACUUGCUGCAUUUGAUGCUGAAAUUGUGAGUGAGCCGCCGAACAACCGUCUUAGCAAGUUUGAGGGUAAAAUGAUGUGGAAGAGCAAAACGUUCGCCAUCGACAAUGAGAAGAUCCUGCUGCGAGGCUGUAUCCUGCGCAACACUCAGUGGUGCUACGGGCUGGUGGUCUUUGCAGGGCGUGACACCAAGCUCAUGAUGAACAGCGGCAAGACCAAGUUCAAGCGGACUAACAUUGAUCGUUUAAUGAAUCUUCUUAUUUUAGGUAUUUUUGCUUUCCUGUUGACCAUGUGCCUGAUUUGUACGGUUGCCUGUGGCAUCUGGGAGACCAUGACGGGCCACGACUUCCAGGUGUACCUGCCCUGGGAGAGCUUUGUGUCAGAGGACAAGGAGAAGGGAGCCACGACAAUUGCCGUCCUCGUGUUCCUUUCUUACAUCAUUAUUCUGAAUACUGUAGUGCCUAUAUCGUUAUAUGUCAGUGUUGAAAUAAUCCGUCUAGCCCAUAGCCUUUGGAUCAACUGGGAUGUAAAAAUGUACUAUGAAAAGAGUGAUACUCCUGCCAAAGCACGCACAACCACUCUGAAUGAAGAACUGGGGCAGAUUGAAUACAUCUUCUCUGAUAAAACAGGGACCCUCACUCAGAACAUAAUGACCUUCAACAAGUGCUCUAUAAAUGGAAGAUCCUAUGGAGACCCAGUGGAUGCUGAGGGGAAUGCUUUGGAAAUCUCAGAGAACACUCCUAAAAUUGACUUGUCGUGGAACCCCUAUGCAGAAAAAGAAUUUGAAUUUUAUGACUCGAAGCUGGUUGAAGAAGUGACCAACAACAAUGAAAAGACCCACCUGUUCUUCACCCUGCUUGCUUUGUGUCACACUGUCAUGGCAGAGUUCAAGGAAGAUGACACCUUGGAAUACCAGGCGCAGUCUCCAGAUGAAGGGGCUUUGGUUGGAGCAGCCCGCAAUUUUGGCUUUGUCUUCAAGUCUCGAACACCCAGCACCAUCACCAUUGAGGUGCUUGGACAAGAAGAAACCUACGAGCUUCUUUGCAUUUUGGAUUUCAACAAUGUCAGGAAGCGUAUGUCGGUGAUCGUGAGGAAGAAUGGAAAGGUGAUGUUGUUCUCCAAAGGUGCGGACACAAUCAUGUUUGAUCUGCUGAGUUCAAAAUGCGAUGAGCUGAAAGAGUUGACCACGCACCAUCUGAACGAUUUUGCCCAGACAGGGCUGCGAACCCUUGUGUUGGCUUACAAAGAGAUCGAUAUCAGCUACUUUGACAGAUGGCUGAUAAGACACCAUGAAGCCAGUACUGCCAUGGAGGACAGAGAUGGCAAGCUGGAUGCUAUCUAUGAGGAAAUAGAACAGGACAUGAUCUUGAUUGGUGCAACAGCUAUUGAGGACAAACUUCAAGAUGGUGUCCCGGAGACUAUUGCCAAUUUGGCCCUCGCAGGCAUCAAAAUCUGGGUUCUCACAGGGGACAAACAAGAAACUGCCAUCAACAUUGGCUACUCCUGUCGGUUACUAACAGAUGAAAUGGAGGAGCCAUUUAUUAUUGAUGGGGAAUCAAUGGAGGAAGUGGAGUCACAGAUGAAACAGGCAUUAGAAGACAUUGAUGCAGCCAAAAAUAGCAAAAACCAUGUGGGAUCAGAGGUUACUUUCCGCAACGGCAAUACCAAUUCUAAAAUGAACAGCACCUCUGCUUCUGGCAAUAUUGAGAAUGGUGAUGUUGGGGAGACUGGCGAGGAUGAGGAGUAUGGAGAAUUUGCCUUGGUCAUUAAUGGCCAUAGUUUGGCCCAUGCCUUGAAGCCAGAGCAGGAGCUGACAUUGCUCAAUCUGGGCUGUAUGUGCAAGGCAGUGAUCUGUUGUCGGGUGACACCGUUGCAGAAGGCUUUGGUGGUGGACCUGGUCAAACGCCAUAAGAAGUCCAUCACAUUGUCCAUAGGAGAUGGGGCCAACGAUGUCAGUAUGAUCAAAGUUGCCCACAUUGGCAUAGGCAUCAGUGGCCAGGAGGGCAUGCAGGCUGUGCUGGCCAGCGACUACUCCAUCUCACAGUUCAAGUACCUGGAACGCCUUCUCCUAGUCCAUGGCCGCUGGUCUUACCUGCGCAUGUGCAAGUUCCUCCGCUACUUCUUCUACAAAAAUUUUGCCUUCACCCUCUGUCACUUCUGGUUUGCAUUUUUCUGUGGAUUUUCGGCUCAGACGCUGUUCGACCCAUACUUCAUCUCGUUGUACAACGUGUUCUACACUUCACUGCCUAUUCUUGUGCUUGGUAUAUUUGACCAGGAUGUUGAUGACCAUUACUGCAUUCAGUACCCAAAGCUUUACGAGCCUGGAAUGAAAAAUGCCCUCUUCAACAAAAAGAAAUUCUCGUGGAGUGUGACAGAAGGAGUGAUUUCAUCGCUAAUUUUAUUUUUCUUACCCUAUGGGACUUUCCGUGAAAGUGUUGACACAGGUGGAAUGGAUGUAACAGACACCCAAUCGCUUGGUACAGUUGUGGCAGCCAUACUGGUUGUCACAGUCAAUUUGCGGUGUGCCUUGGACACAAGCUACUGGACAGGCUUCAACCAUUUCACAAUCUGGGGCAGCAUCAUCUACUACUUCUGCUUCCACCUGGCCUUUUACUCGGACGCCAUCCGCUACAAGUACUCAGGUGUGGCUCUCAAGGUGUUUGGCCUGCCCAAAUUCUGGCUGUGCCUGCUCAUCACCAGCACGCUGCUUAUCUUGCCUAUGGUUGCGUACCGCUUCUACAUGACCAACGUCACCCCAACGCUCUCAGACCGCGUGCGCUUCAAGCAGGGUAUGAAGAAGUCCAAGUCCAGGACAGGUCGUGACCUCCGCAUGCGUCGCCAGUCCACUAUCCGUCGCAGCACACGCUCGAUGAGGUCAGGCUAUGCGUUCGCCCACCAGGCUGGCUUUGGCGAGCUGAUCACCAGCGGCUUGAACAUGAAGGAGCGUGUCAUGACCCCUUUGAACGUGGUGCUGACCAAAGUCUCCAACUGGGCGGAGCAUGCAGGGCAUGGUGGGCACCAUGGUGACUCAGGGCACCAUUCAGGGACCAGGGUCAGCACACACGAACCCAAACUCACAGCGUUCAGUUCUCCCAAUGCCUCUGCUACUGCCACCGUUUCAGAUAGUUUGGCACCACCCAAAAAGUCUCCAACAAGAUCAAGUCCUCCGGCAAAGCAUGAAAUGUCCCCCAACUUGCACACUCGGACAGCAGCACCACCACCAGCAGCACCACCACCAGCAGCAGAAGCAACAGCAGCAAAACCUUCUCCGCCCCUUGACGAUGGCCCUGCUAACAACAGCUCUCAAAAACUAGAGAGUGAACAGAUCAUUUUUGUGGAGCGGUUGUGACAACACACACACGCUGACAGAAACGCAAUGCAUGUUGUUUGUUUGUGGUUUUGCUAUUCAGGUUUAUUGUGAUAAAGUGCAAAUAUAUUAACAUAAUUUCUUAUACAUACUUUAUAUAUAUCUAUAUAUCUCUAUAUCAUGAGUACGUAUGUCAUGACAAAAUGCAGGUCAAUUCGAUGUUUUGUACAAGCAUUUACCCUUUUUUUUUUUUUACUUGAUUGCAAAAAGAAAAGCUUGAAAGUGUAGAUCAGUAUUUGAAGUAUCAAUGGGCUUGUCUGAAAGUAAACUUUUUAGCAAUACUGGUUUACAAGUGUGCGUGUUUCAACAAUUUAUGUGUGAAUUUGAAAAGUAAACUUUGUUACUUUCCCCUCAGUGUUGCUACAAACAAGUGGAUUUCAAAAUCUUCUUUCUUUUUAAUGAGUGGAAAUGAUAUGUUUGUAAAUCCAGUUCCUAAGCUUGUCAGUGACACUUGGAUUUGGUCCUUCUUCUUUCCACUUUUGAAAAAUAGACCGGACAGACUAAGUGAGUCUAGAUUAAUUUAGUGACUUCUGUACAUAUUUUCAGUUUUGUUUGAAUAGCAUUUUGACAAUUUAUUCAGGGUUUUUUUACCCAAUCAAUUCAGUCACAGAUUUGUCAGAAUUUAGAGGCAUGAAUGAAGGGAAACUUCUCUAAUUUUUAGUGUUGCCAUUCUUACAAGAGACAUAAUACUUUCUUAUUGACAGGGAAUGUAGGGCAAGCAAGACCUAAACAAAAGUGUUCAUCAACAAACUCAUUUUGUGUCAAAGGCAGCAGAAAGAUAAUACUAUAUUCAACAUUGAAACAUAAUUACGGAAACUGAACAUAUUGGGGUUUAUUUUGUUGUAGCUUUAGUUUUAUAUGAAUUCCUGGUCACACAAGACUGCUUAUCAUUUAUUAUUAUUUACACGCUUUUCACUAUAUUCUUUUCAUUUUAAGCUAUAGAGUGAAACCAGACCCAACAGUUGUACAUUUAAAUACUAGAUUAAAAGAUAUGACUAUUCAAAUGUCCCAUUAAAGUCUUGUCUCCUGGGUGGCUAGAGCAUGCAGGAUUCAGAUUGAAGUCUAGACAAUCUGACUUGAGAUUUGAUGGACAUUAGUUGGGCUCGUAAAGGAUUGCUCAGUAUUUCAGAACGGACCCUGAGUUGACAACAAAUUUAUAACAAAAAUCAAUGGAAGAUUUUUUUAUUUUAUUAUUUAUGAUGCGCUGUACAACUAUUUUUGCAGAUGUUAUGGUUUAUUGGUAUGUGCUCAAGUCUCUGUAGUGAUUACGUUAUUAGUAUAUUUUAGACCUAAAAUGCUACUUGGUGAGUCUAGCAAAGCAGUUCCCUGAAGUUUGCUUUGAAAAUAGAUUAGAAAAAUCAUAGCUUAGCACGUUAUCAAUGUCAUUCAGUCAGCAUUGCAUUUUUUGGUCCGUUUUGUGACUAGUAACAACACCAUUUCCUUUCCAUUUUAUUAUGAUGUGUCUACUUUUCAUAUCAUAAUGUCUUUCCCCUUUACACUUUUCCAUGUAUGAUUGUAUUUCAUCCAUCAGUUUGUGGUUCAUCCAACCCACCAUGUCUGUUUAAAGUCUAAGAAUGGUAAGCAUAUUUAUAUGUGUACUCGCACUCACACACAUACACGCACACAGGCACGUACACACACACACACAAACACACACAUACACACACACACACACACUCACUCACACACACACACACACACACACACACACACACACAAAUUUGCUUGUAUAAACUCACCAACAUUCUUACUAUGUGUACAUAGGGACUCUUAUCGAUCGGUAGACACAUGCAAUUGCACACUCACAUACGUGCACAUGUUGUUACAGACCAGUGCAUAUUUGUUAACACAGAGCCUGCAUAAUAUGUAUGGCAAUAUUGUCAUUAGUUUUUAAAGCCCUUUUUCUGUCUUUUUCUUUCAUAUCGCAUUUUGCAAUGUAUAGUGUUGACUUGUGAAGAGAAAGCAAGUGAUAUAAGGCUUACAAUACUUGUACAAUGGGACUGAAUAACAAAAAGUGAGUGCAAGAAAUUGUAAACUAAAUGUUCCUGUGUAUUGUUAGUGUUAAAGUUAUGUGUGCGAAAGAAUCAUUGUUUUUCUCAGAUGAUUUGUAAAUAACUGCUGCCCUUGGGUAAGUCGGGGCUCCUAUUUGUAUGCAAUUUGUUGUUUUCAGAAACAACUCCAGUAUAGGUAAUUUCUCUGAAUAGAUGACAAUAGCCUUGAAAUAAUCUUAAGUACUUCAGGACUAAAUGAUAAUUCUUUCUAUUGUAAUCUAUGCACUUUUUCUGAGUUCUGAGUUUUCCUAUGCUCGCAAUUUUUAAUAAAGCGAGUGUUGCACUUUCUUCUAAGAUUGAUCAAAUGAAUCAGAUUAUUUACAAUAUGCCUUAUGAAAAUGCCAUCCAGUUUGUUUGAUGCUUUUUUUUUUAUGAAUACAAAUAUGAUGGCUUUAAAGUUGUCCUUGUCAUUAUAGAGUAAAAAUAAGUUGCAGUGAA